Molecule: messenger RNA, 4078 nt
Organism: Girardinichthys multiradiatus
Lineage: Eukaryota; Metazoa; Chordata; Actinopteri; Cyprinodontiformes; Goodeidae
Gene: znf296
Product: zinc finger protein 296
Exons: 3
Coding region: 507-2585 (692 amino acids)
Biological process (GO): positive regulation of transcription by RNA polymerase II
Cellular component (GO): nucleus
Molecular function (GO): RNA polymerase II cis-regulatory region sequence-specific DNA binding; DNA-binding transcription factor activity
Source: RefSeq, a predicted model, not a curated record
AGAAGUGAAUUUUGAGCUGGUUCCGGUUUGUUGUAGACACCUGUGGAAAGCCGGUGAGGUUAGUUCCGCUGUGCUGCUGAGGAGGAACCAGAUGAUCAUGAUCAUUCUCACCAUCAAGCUUUAAAAAUCACAUAAAUCUCAGAAAACACCACAAAGACUGUUCUACAAGUAAAAAGGCCGUUAAAGUCUUAAAAUCUGGUAUUCACGGUGCAAGAGCGAGAGUUUAAGGUGGGCGGGGUCAGGGUCGGGCGGUACUUUCGGUCGCCCAUGCCCCUUUCUGCCCUCUCCGCUCGCUGCGGGGGGAAGAAGCGUGAACUUGAACGCUGCUGCCUGCUUCACACCCGCUCAGCGCCAGUCCAGGCGGAGGCCAGCCAGCCGGUCUUAUCUGUCCGUCCCUGCGGGUCGACUGUCGGUCAGCUUAUCGGAGCCGGAGCAGCUGGACUGGGGGGGGAGGGUCUGCAUUUUAGUGGUUUGGGACCCAGAAAGGUGCCAAACGACGUGACGCGAUGUCCAGGCGCAAACUUGGGAGCCGACCGCAACACCUGAGCGCAAUUCAAGCCCCAGAUGUCUGUGAAAUGGAGGAAGCUGCAGACUCGUCAGACGACCAUCAUCUUCCUCCUCCUCCCCAGGUUCGAGCCCCUGAAAAUGGCAGUGAUCUACUAACCUGUGGGCAGUGCAGCCAGGCCUUCCCGCUCGCCCACAUCCUGGCGUUCAUCCAGCACAAACAGGGAGGCUGCAUCUCACGAAACCAAACUGGCGGCGUCACUCCCCCUUCACCUGCUGGUCGAGCCGGGUGCCAGCAGGUUACCAGUGCCGAGCCACGACCUGGCUUCAUCGAGCUCCGGAGAGGGGCUUCCAGGGACCGCUCCUGGGGGGAGGAGCCCAGUCUGAGUGUGAGGGCGGAGCUCAGCAAAUCAGGUUCUGACGAGCCCUCAUUUUUCACUUGCCUUCAGUGUGAUGGGGUGUUUUGUUCAGCAUGGACGCUCCUGCAACACGCUCAGCACAGGCACUCCUUCAGCAUCUACCAAGAGGACGAGGAAGAUGAUGCUUACAUGGGAGGAAGAGAGGGCCAUAAAGAGAACAAACCUGUGGCAGCCGUUCUUGACCCGCAGCACUUGAGCCAAGCUCUCGCCACUGCCUUUAAGCCCUCGACUCUGCGUCGCUCCCGUCAGAACCACGGCACCUCAGCUAGCCUCCAGGCUAUGAACUUCUCAGUGCGGCUUAGGGAGCUCGCUGAGGGGAACAACACCAACGGCAGCUACCCCAUGGGCCCCGUGUUGUCUCCAUCCUCAUCUCCACCAGCAGCUUCUACAUUUCCUCAGACUGGCACCCUUCAGGCUGAUUUCCACUGCGAGCUGUGCGACCAGAACUUCCACUCACUGCGCGCCCUGUCUGCCCACCGCCGGACUCACGCCUGCGACAGGCCCUAUCACUGCGGGGUGUGUGGGCAGGCCUUCCCUCAGAGUGGGCAGUUGGCUCGUCACAUAAGGAGCCACCACCGGGAGGCUGCAGGUGGAAGUGGAUGUGAGUCUGUGGAGACGGUCCUGAUGGAGGAGGAUAUUGGGAGGCAGGGGGUUAGAGGAAGGCUUCAGGGGGCAGGGAUGGUGGAAAAAGAGCUGGACCUGACCCUCCCCAAACACCCCUCUGUAGCUUCAGGCCUAAUGCUGUUGAACUCCCAGCUUAGACCGCCUGACAGGGAGCUAUUGAGGCUGUACCAGCACCACAGAGCUGGAGGUGAGGAGGCAGCUGAGGGGCAGGGGGAGCCACAGCCUGCCUCACCCUGCGCCAGCCCCUCUGAAGGCUCCCUGGAGAGUGGAGAGACGGGAGGGAGCGGAGAAAGUGGCAUCGCCAGUGGCAACUGCACACCCAAACGCCCAGAAAUAGGUGAGAGGGCACGAGGAGUCGGAGAGUGGGAGAACGAACGAGGAGAACUUGUCGAGAGGGAGAAGGAGUGGGGCUCGGGUGUGCAGGAGUGGCAGAGGGACUUUGAGCGCAGGAGCGCUGCAAGAGGAGGAGCCACCACCACUGGAGCAAAUGGCAACUCUGCUCCUGGUUCUACUGGGAAGAAGAAGAAAGACGAGGCCUGUGAGUUCUGUGGUAAACAGUUCAGAAACAGCAGCAACCUGACCGUGCACCGCCGGAGCCACACGGGGGAGCGACCGUACCGCUGUGGCCUCUGCAACUACGCCUGCGCUCAGAGCUCCAAGCUGACACGCCACAUGAAGACCCAUGGUGCACAAGGGGCCAAGGCUUCCUUCUUGUGCCAGCUGUGCGCUGUGCCCUUCACUGUGUACGCCACCCUGGAGAAACAUCUGAAGAAAGUCCACGGCCUGAGCCACGCCAGUGUCGGGGCUUACGCACAGGCCAGCGCUGCAGAUACUUUAGCGGCUUUAAGAGUGGGAGAGGAAGCGGGAGCAGUGGUGGUGAAGAUGGAGGAGGAUGAGGCAAGUUUGGAGAGUAAGGUGCAGGGUGAGGUGGUGAGAGACAUGGAGGUUGAAGAAGGCAGAGGGAGUCCAGCCACAGUGGAGGAUCUCCUGCAUAAAAGCAGUGCAGAGGUGAGCCUAGCUUUGGCUUCUUCUCACUGAAAAACGGUUCUGAAUCAGAUUAAACUCGCCCAUGCAAUCAAAGAAGCUGCAUCACUGUCAGCAGCAGCAGGUCGCCCCAGUGUUGAGGCCCGCUGCAGCCAGCAGUUGUUCAUGAUCAUAUGCAAAGCUGCUGGCUGAAACUAAGUGCCUACAGUUCUUCAGACCACAGAGAAAAACAAGUCCGUGACAUUCAGCAGGGAGAUUACCGUACCUUGUGAACAGGAAGUGCACUGCCGCAGUCCACACCAACACAGGAAACUGAUCACCAUGCUGCAAUGCAAAAUGCAAAAGAAAAAGUGUGUUUCAUGUCUCUAGCGACCUGCUGGACAGAUGGAGACACACCAUCCCUAUCAGAACAGAUCAUACUGACUUUAAAAAAAAAAAGAGCAAUAUCAUGAUAUUCAGCACUGGUGAGUGGAGAGAGGUCAGACUGUGCUGUUCUCUUUAGAGAAGACCUUUUAAAGACUUUGGAGCAGCCACUGGGCUGAAAUGAAUCCAAACACUGUCUGCCUGUAGUUUGUCACACUCCUUUUAAUGGCGCUUGCUUGUCACAACACUUGUCACUUAAUGUUUACAAGGCUUACGGGGCUGAGCGAGGCUGUGCUCCUGACUUUGUGAAUAGAUGCUGCAGUGGAUAUAAAAAGUUAACACACCCUUGUUAAAACGCUAGGUUUCUGUGACCUAAAAAUAAUGAGACCAUGACAAAUCAUUUCAAAACGUAAAUGGGGCGUAUUUUAUGUGUGAUUCAACUGAAAGACAUGUUUUGGAGGGAGAAAGAGUUCAAUGACAUUUGCAUAGCUCUUAUUAAAAGUUUGUAGAAGAACUCUUUGAUUCAGUUUUAACAUUCAGUCUUCUUUGUUAGGAGUCAACCAGCAUCUCACAUCUUGACCUGGUGUUACAUUGCCCACUCAGAUUCUGAGGACAUCUCUUGUCCACAGCUUUAUUCAGGUGAUCCCACAGAUUAUUUUCUCUGAGUUAGUUCUAGACUCUGGUUAGGACAUUGCCUGCUGUUACUUUUCUUCUGGUGAAAUCAUUUUUAGUGGAUGCCUGGACUCACGGAGAUGCUGAAAAUUAAAGCCCAGCUUCAUCUUCAUAGCAGACAACUGAAGGGUUGGGUCAAAAUGAACAGGUAUUUAUGAUUUUUUUAGCCCCAGGCCAUGAUUCUGCCACCACCAUGUCUCAUUGUGAGUAUGGUAGUGGUGGUUUUGUGCCAAACCUACAUUUAGGAGUCAGGACCCAAAUGUUUGUUUGGUUCCUUCAGACCAUCAUGCAUCCUCCAACAAAGUUCUAAGAGAUUUCAGUCGGAACUGGAUUUUUCUUUAAAGAAAAUGUUUCUGAUUUUCAGCCCUUAUUCCAGACAUACGGGAGAUUGUUUCAGUCAGUACAAGCCAGAAGUUUCUGCAGCUCCUUCGAUGUUAUCAGCAUCUGGACCAGUUUUAGUUUAUUUAUAUCUAUAUAUCUAUAUCUAUCUAUAUAUAUGUAUCUAUAUCUAU